AUUAUGUUGUUGUUAUUACUAGAACAACAAAGAGAGAAACAAGCUUUCUCCAAAAUCGCUCGCUGUCCCUUUAAGUCUGUAAACAAAAGCUCUCAUCAGUAAAUAAAGAUUGCACAGAUUGUUUGUGUGUGCUGCGCAGAUUAGUAUCCUCUCAUUUCGCAUCACACCUCAAAGAAGCCUUUAUCUGGAGAGUGGUGUUCUUUAUUGAAUUGAAUGAGUUUUGGGGGGGGGAAAUUGUGCCGAACGCCGCCUUUGUGCCUCUUUAAACAAAAACUUAAGUAGAGCGUUGUUACUACAUUAUUAUCAUUAGUAGUAUAUGAGGUGCAGAGCAGUGGUAUGGGAGUUGUUCCUGUGCAAAUGAGAAACUCAAACGUGUACAGUUAGUCAGUGCAGAGCAGUUUCUAUUGGAAAGGACUGUAAACAUUUGAUAUGAAGCGACUGGCUGUUAUCUUCAAACCAGCUGCAGGUCCCUGGAGCGAGACGCGCAGCCCAACAUAGUGGCACAUUCACCGGCUCAUACAGUGUCUAACUGAGAAAGUCAUUUCCAUUGCGUUUCCAUUGUGCAUCAACACAGUUCCAGCACUCGUUUCACUCUCUGUGAACUUUGACCUGCAUUUCCACACACGGUCUCUUAUCAGAUAGAAAAAACAUUCGAGAAACUCUUCCUGGGCAAAUACGUUUUGGUGGAGCCCGCUCAUGGGAAAAACUCUGAUACUUUUAUGCUUUGUAACCCAGUCUCCCGGUUUCUACGGAAGCCAAGAAGCGACGGGCACCCAAAGGUACAGCAAGAGCCGACGCUCGCAACUCCAGAGCUUCCCAUUGUGGAGAGGAGAAACUGGCUGAUCCACCAGCACUACAUCCUCAAAGACUACGAAACCUGUAAGGCGAACAUCAAAGAACAACUCCAGGAGACUAAUGGAAUGUGUGAAUAUGCCAUAUAUGUUCAAGCACUAAUCUUGCGUCUUGAGGGCAAGAUCCAACAGUCCCUGGAGCUGUUUCAGAGCUGCGCCAUCCUUAAUCCCAGCAGUGCUGACAAUCUCAAGCAAGUGGCCAGAUCCCUAUUUCUCCUGGGAAGGCACAAGGCAGCCAUUGAAUUCUAUCAUGAAGCUGCGAGGCUCAACGAGAAAGACUGGGAGAUCAGUCACAAUCUUGGCGUGUGCCAUUUCUUCAUCAAAGACUUCAAAAGUGCUGAAGAGCAUCUAAACAUGGCUCUUCAGAUAUGUAAACACGACAAGACUUUCAUGAUGCUCGGGCAAGUUCACCUGCUGGCCGGAGAGACCGACAAGGCCAUCGACGUGUACAAGAGAGCGGUGGAAUACUCCCCGGAGAACACGGACCUCCUGACGACUCUCGGCCUGCUGUUUUUACAGCUCGGGAAAUACCAGAAAGCUUUCGAGCAUCUUGGAAAUGCCCUCACUUUUGACCCCAACAAUUAUAAGGCCAUCCUGGCUGCAGGCAGCAUGAUGCAGACCCACGGCGACUUUGAUGUGGCCAUGAACAAGUACCGGGUGGCAGCGUGCGCGGUGCCCGAGAGCCCCCCUCUCUGGAACAACAUCGGCAUGUGCUUCUUUGGGAAGAAGAAGUACGUCGCUGCCAUCAGCUGCCUGAAGCGAGCCAACUACUUGUCUCCUUUCGACUGGAAGGUGUUGUACAACCUGGGCCUGGUGCACCUGACCAUGCAGCAGUACGCGUCGGCCUUCCACUUCCUCAGCGCAGCCAUCAACCUGCACCCACGGAUGGGGGAACUGUACAUGUUGCUGGCAGUUGCUCUAACCAACCUGGAGGAUGUUGAGAAUGCCACCAGAGCGUAUGAGCAGGCUGUGACUCUGGACGAAUCCAACCCUCUGGUUAACCUGAACUUUGCAAUCUUUCUCUAUAACCAUGGCGAAAAGAAAGGAGCUCUGGAUCAGUAUCAGGAGAUGGAAAGGAAAGUCAACCUGCUUCGAGACAGCAGCAGCAACUUUGAAUUUGAUCUGGAGCUGAUGGACAUGGCGCAGAAGAUGGGAGCUGCCCUGCAGGUGGCAGAGAGUCUGGUGUGGACCAUACCAGGCAAGGACUCCAAAUCCAAGCCCAGCUCGGCAGCGGCCACCAAACCCCCCGGUGCCGCCCUCGGCACUAACCAAGCCCUGGGUCAGGCCAUGUCUUCGGCUGCGAGCUACAACAAGAACAUCCAGCUACCGACGGGAGUUCCCAAAGGCCCCUCCAUGCCCCUCGAACCAGAACCCGAUGACGCGAAGGCCCCAGGCCCGCCCGCUGAUCCUCCAGGCUCCCCACAGCCCGCGGAGUCAGACAACCCCAAACCAAGAACCUCCAGGAGGAAAACUAAGGUGGAGGAAUGAAUUAGCUUGGUGGGCUCCAACUUGUUUUGACAUCUUUAUCAUCAGAUCAAUAUCAUAUUAUGGAGCGAAAUGAAGGUUCUCCAACAGCAACCAAGCUCUUUGUGGUUUCCCAGCUCCUUGGGAGACACGAAGCCUUGAUUUAUAGGCUUCUGGUUUACGGUAGGUACAUGCUGCACAGGCACUUCAUGCCCUGCACAGUCAUUUUACUUUACACUGAAAAAGGGCAAGGUCAAUGUGCACUUCUGUCAUAUUUAUUUUCAGGAAUAUUGAAUGCCAGUUACAUUGCUUAUUCCUUUUUAAAAACCAAAAAUUUGUUCGCGUAAAAAUCAGUGUAGAUGUAAAAAAAAACAAUUCAAAUCGAUGUUGCAGUUAAAGAAUGUGUGGGGUAAUGAAAUACGUGCAUAUGUGCAAGUGUUGAUACUUAGGUGAGCUUAGCAAUACGGUGAAAUACUGACACUUCUGACCAAAUGUGAAGAAAAUGCUGUGACAAUCACAAUGUGAGGACAGAAAGAAGGAAGAGUUUGAAUCGUUACAGGAUGUCGCUCGUUUGUAUGAUAGGGGUUCAUUUUGAGGAUUGGGUGUAAAUUGUGAUAUCUGGUUUUAUAUGUAGAUACAUGUAAUGUUUAUAGAGUAAUGUAUUUCAUAUUAAAGAGGAGAGUUUAAAUGACA
Scophthalmus maximus (turbot) is the source of this 3008-nucleotide messenger RNA. RefSeq names its product Bardet-Biedl syndrome 4 (gene bbs4). Gene Ontology annotation, cellular component: ciliary basal body. Lineage: Eukaryota; Metazoa; Chordata; Actinopteri; Pleuronectiformes; Scophthalmidae. The coding region runs from base 720 to 2339 and encodes 539 amino acids. The record is from RefSeq and is a predicted model, not a curated record. The transcript has 16 exons. Gene Ontology annotation, biological process: cilium assembly; protein localization to cilium. Gene Ontology annotation, molecular function: protein binding.